UGACUCCACGGGAACGGGCGAAGGGUCACAUCAGCGCGAGCUCGGAACGAGCUUCGGAGGAAGUCUUCCCCGCCCCGGGGUAACGUCUCGGACGGGAUGCUCGGGUCCACCCGGCUGGUCCCAGUCCAGUCGCCCCCCUCCUGCCUCCCCCGGGACCCAUGAAGCCCCCGCUGAUGAAGGCCCGACCUGCCCAAGCGAGGCGGAAAGCGGCCGGAGUCGCUGAGCAUGUUGUACUGGCGCGUCGGGUUCUCCUGGACGGGCUCUUGCGCGGUUGAUCUGGGCCGGCAGAACCAGACCUUCUCCGGCCUGCCGGGCUCGGACGAGCAGUUUUAUGGGUCCAUCAUCGCCUCCCGUCUGCAGGACUACGGCGGGAUGAUGUCCGCGCUGGGCUCGGAUUCGUGGUGGAGGAAGACGCUGUAUGUGACCGGAGGAGCUCUGCUGGCUGCUGCUGCUUACCUGCUGCACGAGCUGCUGGCCAUCAGGAAGGAAGAGGAGCUGGACUCUAAAGAUGCCAUCAUCCUCCACCAGUUCUCCAGACCCAGGUCUGGUGCCCCCUCUCUGUCCCCUUUCUGCCUUAAACUGGAGACCUACCUCCGUAUGGUCGACCUGCCCUACCAGAACUACUUCGAUGGGAGGCUCUCUCCGCAGGGGAAGAUGCCGUGGGUGGAGUACAACCAGGAGCAGGUGUUUGGGACUGAGUUCAUCAUAGAGUUUCUGGAGGAACGACUGGGCGUGAGCCUGAACAAGGGUCUGACGCUGCAGGAGAGGGCCGUGUCCCGAGCCAUCACCAAAAUGGUGGAAGAGCACUUCUAUUGGACCAUAGCUUACUGUCAGUGGGUGGACAACCUGGAGGAGACCCAGGAGAUGCUGUCGGUGAGCGGACCACUGAGCGACCUGCUCAAGUGGAUCCUGAGUCACCUGACGUGCGGGAUCGUCAAAAGGGAGAUGUACGGCCACGGGAUCGGGCGUUUCUCCUCAGAGGAGGUUUACAGGCUGAUGGAGAAGGACAUGCGCACUCUGGCCACGCUGCUAGGUGAUAAGAAGUACAUGAUGGGCUCAAGGCUUUCAGCAGUCGACGCUGCAGUGUUUGGUCACCUGGCUCCCGCCAUGUGGACUCUACCAGGAUCCCGACCAGAGCAGCUCAUCAAAGGUGAGCUGAUCAACCUGGCCUUGUACUGUGAGCGCAUCCGCCGGAGGUUCUGGCCCGAGUGGUUCGUGGACCUGGAUGACCUGUGUUACAUCAGCUCAGCAGACAACAGCAGCUCUCCUUCAAGACUCCCCGAUCUGGGCCUCUACUCUUGCUCGGACACCACCUCCGAGGAUACGACACCCCCGCCCGCCCAAUCGCCGCAAGAGCCGUCGUCGCCGGUCAGCGACCCAACGGGCCUCUCGCUGUACGACUCGGACAUGGACACCGAGUGUUCGGAAAUGGAUGCACUUAAGUGUUGAUAGAACACACACAUACAGAGACACACUCGUGGCACACGUAUGACCUCCUGUUUCCUGUUUGAGCUUUCGGGAGUAGUUGCCUGAGGUGUAGAUCACAUAAAAGGUCAAUUUUUCUAACUCCGUUAGAGGAAAGGUUGCAGGAGAGGGGACAAACGAGCCCAAGCUAGAUUAAAAAAGGGACAAAGGAAGGAAGGAUAAGCAGAAAAGUUAGAGUGAAAAAGGAGAAAAUGCAGGAGCUGGUUGGAAAAAAAGCAAUUGGAAAGGAGUAAAUGACGCUGCUGCUGCUGAGAAACUCCUCCUCUUCUCAUCGGCAGCCACAACCUGUUUCAAGUCCUUGUCGCCAUGGCAACAACACAUGAGCGAGAGUCUUGUGUGUUUUUGACUUAUCUGAUCACUUUGUGCUAAAACCACAUCAACACACUGGAGCUGUACAGGACUGUAAGAGCCAUUUAGUGUAAAUACCAUAAAGUUUCAACUAAACUCAGAUUUAAUAGAUAGAAUAAUUAAUUAUUUUCUGAAUAUAAAGCAUAAAGAUAGCCUGAAA
Messenger RNA from Nematolebias whitei (Rio pearlfish), 1993 nucleotides. It is a transcript of the gene faxca, whose product is annotated as failed axon connections homolog, metaxin like GST domain containing a. The record is from RefSeq and is a predicted model, not a curated record. The coding region runs from base 226 to 1449 and encodes 407 amino acids. Gene Ontology annotation, cellular component: cytoplasm. The transcript is spliced from 6 exons. Lineage: Eukaryota; Metazoa; Chordata; Actinopteri; Cyprinodontiformes; Rivulidae.